CGUCGCUAAAUAUAUACGUCAUCACCACAACAGCGCGUCACAAUUUUCGACGCACGUUGCUCGUUUAGUUGUUUAGCGAUUAGCAGUUAGCCGUGAAAAUUACAUAUAUUCACAUGGCGAAUGGAUGCGAGGAAGUGUUGUUCACACGCGGAACCGGACAGAGUGAUGAUUCGGAUAUAUGGGAUGACACCGCAUUAAUAAAAGCUUACGACAAGGCAGUGGCAUCAUUCAAGACUGCCCUGAAGGGCGAAGAAGAGCCGGAAGCCUCCAAGAAAAACCAACCAGGAAAAAAACGCAAGAACAACAAAAAGAACCAGAGCAGGAAAAGGACCAACGCACCGCCAGAGAAAGAGUGGCAGGUUGGCGACUCAUGCAGCGCGUACUGGUCAGAGGAUGGCCAACUCUAUGCAGCCACCAUCUCCUCCAUAGACAAGAAGAGGGGCACUUGUAUUGUUGUUUAUACAGAUUACGGCAACGAGGAGGAGCAGAACCUUGAAGACUUGAUUUCAGAGAUUUCUGAAGGUGAUGAGGAUACAAAUAGCAAGGUAAAUGAGGCAGAAUCAUCAACAGAGGAGAGUGACAGGUCAACCACACCAAACCAACACAAACAACAGCCCCACAGUAAACCUCAAAAGCCCAAGACCCACAAAGAAGGUCCUCCUAUGUGGGCUCCUGGUUUCCCUGGGUUUCCUCCAGGUCCACCUCCCAUGCAUGCCUUCAGGCAGGGUGGAAGCAGACGAUCUGGUGGCCGUGGUCCUGUACCUCCUCCCUGGCCUCCCAUGAUGCAUUUUGGUCCACCGAUGAUCCCCCCACCUCCACCGAUGAGCCCAGACAUGGUGGAUGACGAGGCUUUGGGCAGUGUGCUCAUCUCCUGGUACAUGAGUGGAUAUCACACAGGAUACUAUUUGGGGUUGAAACAAGGACGCAAAGAAGCUGCCAACUGGACAAAACUGCACCACAAAUGACAUUAUCAAGUCAAGAUUUCAUGGUUUAAGUUGCACGGGGGAUCACGCGGAGCAGCUGCCAGCCUCCCAGUUGUGCCUGUUGUGUGUACAGCUUGUAACAGAAAUGUUAUAAAUGAAAUGUGCAGGCUGUGAACAGAACAUUCGGUGGACUUGGAGGAGAGUUUUGUAUUCUUUGUAAAUAGAUUAAAUAAAGGGUUUCAGAUCACAGUAA
Molecule: messenger RNA, 1176 nt
Organism: Scatophagus argus
Lineage: Eukaryota; Metazoa; Chordata; Actinopteri; Scatophagidae
Gene: smn1
Product: survival of motor neuron 1, telomeric
Exons: 8
Coding region: 114-965 (283 amino acids)
Biological process (GO): mRNA processing
Cellular component (GO): nucleus; cytoplasm
Molecular function (GO): RNA binding
Source: RefSeq, a predicted model, not a curated record